CGUAGACCGAAGCUGAGUCUGUCUUGGGUGCACUGAUAUGCGCAUUACAGCUCUGGUUGAAGCAUUCGCUUAAGGAACUACGGCAGAGAACGGGUUCCGUACGUCCAAAACCAAAACAAACCCCGCACCGGGUCGGAACUGGAAGCAACGGGGGGUUUACCCACUGACGGCGAGUGACUCGUCAGCGAACGUGAAACACCCAUACCACGGCGCGUGCGAUGCAGCAGCGACGACGAUGAAUCACUAUUUAUCCGUGUGGAGGAGCACUAGACAAACUGCGCCACCAGAAGUGAUCCGGACCGAAACUGAACGAAAGCGAGAAGUAGCCGGGAACGGCCACCGUUGGCAGUUAGGUUCGGUUUUUGGGUGGCCUGCGUUUUUUUAAGUUUUUGAGUGCUUCCGCGGCUUAGCCGCUCGCCAGCCGCUAUGUCCAAUUUAUAUUUGCUUCCCAUUUCCGUGUUUCUGCUGUUCAACUUUACCUUCAUCGGGACGUACAUUGCGGCGGUGCUUCAGGGCCAUGUGGUUCCGACGGUGCCGUAUAUCAGCGAUGCCGCGACCUAUUCGCCGGAAAGCUGCGUCUUUGGCCAAUUUAUCAGCAUGGGCUGCGUAUUGCUGGGCAUAACUAUAUACGUGCGGUACCGGCAGAUACAGGAGAUUUCGUUCCGCCAUAGCGAUGUGCGACAGGCACUAGGGAACUAUAGCAAGACUGCCUUUUGGAUCGGCAUCGGGUCCUGUCUUGGGAUCAGCAUCGUCGGUAACUUCCAGGAGACAAACGUUCGCAUUGUGCACUAUGUCGGGGCGUUCCUGGCGUUUGGGCUGGGGACGGUAUACUUCUGGAUCCAGUCGUACAUCUCCUACUACAUUCAACCGUACAUGGGUUCGAUGGCAAAGGCGAACCUGCGCCUGGUGCUGUCCGUCGUGUGCACCAUCUUCUUCAUGAUCGUCGCCGUGACCGGAGUUAUUUCACACAUUCUCUUCAACGGGACCGAUCCGCGCAAGUGGUACCCAUCGGACGGUGGCUGGGAGUACCACGUGGCUAGUUCGAUCUCGGAGUGGAUUGUGGCGACCACAUUCUGCUUCUACGUGCUUACCUUCACCGACGAGUUUCGUACGAUGCGUUUCGCCCCACCACCGCUCAUCUUCCUCGAAAUCGAAUCGUCUCGUCUGUUCGAACCAGUCAUCAACGAUCAACCGGUGGCGGUUAUCUCGUGAUUUCAACCAUCCUACGGCGACCAUACCGAGCGGCCUAGCAGCAGCGCCAGCAACAGCAGCCACAGGCAAUCAACAUUCAACCGUAAGCGUUCGUACAGCGAAUCUGAUCUCCGCGCGUUCUGCAGUUCUAGUAUCACCGAUGCCGAGCGUCGCCCUCCGAACCAGCGCCAUAACUGUGUAACGACCGCCCACAAGCUAGUUUCACUGUCGCUGUCGCUGAUGCUUAUCGCCGUGCUAGAGUCGCUUCACUCUCUAACUGUUUACUUUAGUGACAGCUUGCGCCAAGGCUUUAUUUGAGUCGUCUUCGAAGGUUUUAUGUUUCUUUAGAGGAUUUGGGCUUUACUUUGUUCCUGUUCCCUGCUCCCCACAGUGAUACGUUUAUGUUUAGUUAUUAGCCAGGCUUUAUUACGUUUCUCGGCUACCACUUCGAUUUUUACCUGUAUUAUGUUUUAAAUUGAGCGAUUGUGGUUAUGAGAGCCGUGUGAGAAAUGCAAAGAAAACAUAAGCGCUGUAACUAGGUACUACUUUGCUGAAAAUGAAAAUUGGAAUGAUGGAAAUUGUUUGUUUUUUGAAAUAAAAACAAU
Molecule: messenger RNA, 1796 nt
Organism: Anopheles cruzii
Lineage: Eukaryota; Metazoa; Arthropoda; Insecta; Diptera; Culicidae
Product: DNA damage-regulated autophagy modulator protein 1
Exons: 5
Coding region: 427-1212 (261 amino acids)
Source: RefSeq, a predicted model, not a curated record